AUGUCUGAAACUUAUACCACUGCCGCCGUAGCUGCCUCCUCUGUCCAUCUCCACAUUUCCAGUAUUGUUAUCCAGGUCGACGAUGCUUCGAAAAAGAUAGUCGAAUUUGUCGAGUUGGAGCUUGGUUCACAGCGACGGGAAGUCCUCCGCGGCUCGGGCAAAGACAAAGAACUUAGUGCAAAGUUCGAUCACGCCAUUGCGGUGACCACUGAGCCAGCUUCGUUGUUGGUACACUGUCAACACCAUUCUAUGGGCGUACUUCCGUGGAAGAGUAUCGUGAAGUUUCCAUUGGACAGACAAGACAUUUUGUCCGAUAUAGUGGAUCAAGAUGGUAAACGAGUGCACGAGAUGACUAGAAAGAAGAUGAAGAUGACUGUCGUCAUUACAAUAUCCGAUAGUGUCCAUACCAGACAGCUGCAGCCGACUAGCAGUGAUGUUCUAGAGAUUUGUCCAAGGUUCCGACUACUGGUAAUAGGGAAGACUGGGGUUGGCAAGUCAUCGUUGAUCCACCAGGCAUUUAAGAUAGACGAAGUGCAUGUCUCUGGACAUUCGCGAGGCGUAGCUGAUAUCAAUCGGGAGUUCGUCGCGCCCCAAAACGGGCGGUUUGUCCUCCACGAUAGUGAGGGAUUCGAAGCUGGCGACAGCGCCAGUUUUGCGGCUGCAAAAGAGUUUAUCGACUGCCGACGCAAAAUGCCCGCUCUGAAGGACAAAAUCCACGCGGUUUGGCUCUGCCUCUCGAUACCUCAUGCGGAUGGACGGUUGUUUGAGAACGGAGUCAAGGAGUUUCUAGAAUCGAGGAAGGCAAUUCUGGGCAAUAUUCCGAUCAUUGUUGUCUUCACCAAGCACGAUAUUUUUCUCGACGCACUGGAGCUCGAAGCCAUGGAUUUGGAAGGAUGUGAUGAAGCCGCGCUCGAACAGUUCAAAAGAGACUUUUUGAAUAAUCUGUGUAUCAAGCCGCUCAUGGAUGUGGCUGGAAGUGAUAUCCUGCAUGCAACUGUUUCCACAACGGAUGGGUACGAAAAUACUGUACGAGAGCUGAUUGAUCUCACAACUACAAACGUGGAAAAAUUCGUCGCCUCAGAAGCGGCAUUGGCUAUGAUGAUAGCCCAACGAGUAGACAUUGGUCUUAAAGUUAAGGCAUCAAUCGCCAUCGGUAGGAAAAGAUAUUGGAGAGGUCUCGGCUCGAGUAUGAACUUCGCAGGCUUCACCAUGAAGGACUGUUUGUCUGUGAUCCACAAGGACGUCAUUGCCGUAUGGAACUUCAAUGACCCUCACUGCCACUUGGCCAGUGGCAAGUUCCAAGAGCUGAUUCUACAAGAUCUAGACAGGGACGACUUUCCGAACACAGCGGGAUCUUUUACAUUUGGCCUCACCGUGGUCGGGGCAAUAAUAGGUAUCAUGACGCCACUGGCAGCUCCGUUUCUACCGAUCGUUGCACCCAUUGCCGCAGGGAUGGUCAUGGCUAAAUGGGUCUAUGACAUCUAUCAACAGACAAACAUGACCUUACGGCGGAUUAUGGCGUACAUCGUGGAUUUAACAUGUAUCAUGCAGAUUGCGUUCCUGCUGGCGCCGACAGGGCCCAUCUCUCGUCGCGUCAUCAAAAUUGCUAUCAAAGCCUAUGAUGAGGCAGGGGAAAAGCAGUACGAUGCACUGGAUGAGAUUGUCAGAUUGAUUGAGCGCCACUCCAUCAAGGCUGAAGAAGUCCAGGACCUGAGAACGAAGAUUGGGCCGCGCAUGGUGGGGUUGCAACUGGAUGAAGAGUGGUAG
This is a messenger RNA of Suillus paluster, 1767 nucleotides long. RefSeq lists its product as uncharacterized. Gene Ontology annotation, molecular function: GTP binding. The transcript has 16 exons. The record is from RefSeq and is a predicted model, not a curated record. The coding region runs from base 1 to 1767 and encodes 588 amino acids. Lineage: Eukaryota; Fungi; Basidiomycota; Agaricomycetes; Boletales; Suillaceae.